AGUCGUUUGCAAACCGCUGUUUGAAGCGGUCUUGUAUAUUAUUACCGCGCGUUUCUUGCUUUACAUUUCCGCGAAAAACUAAAUCUACAGAAACAUGGCGAAGCUGUCAUCAGGCCACGGCAUCCAGGUGGUGUCUCCGAACGAGGACCACACCUUCCAGCUGAACGAGUCAGAGCUCCAAGAGUUGCUGCUGCGGGAAGACUUGAAGGACCGGCCGGUGGUGCUGUUGUCUGUAGCAGGGGCUUAUAGAAAGGGGAAAUCGUUCCUGCUUGACUUCUUCUUGAGAUAUUUGGAUCAGACUUACAAUAAUGGACUAGGCGGUGGCGAGUGGCUGGGUGCAGACGCGGAAUCGCUGAAGGGAUUCUCCUGGCGCGGCGGCUCCGAUCGGCACACCACCGGCAUCCACCUCUGGUCACAGCCCUUCAAAGCUACCACUCCUGAUGGCGAGAAGGUGGUGAUCUUGCUCAUGGACACACAAGGCACCUUCGACAGCAACUCGACAGUGAAGGACAACGCCACCGUGUUCGCGCUGUCCACCAUGCUGUCCUCCGUACAAAUAUACAACCUCUCGCAGAACAUUGAAGAAGAUGACUUGCAGCAUCUACAGCUAUUCAUGGAGUAUGGCCGCGUCGCCAAAGACGAGAUUGGUGGCAAACCAUUCCAGCAUCUUCAGUUUCUCGUGAGAGACUGGUCGUUCCCGUAUGACCAUCCUUACGGGUCUGAGGGUGGGCAACAACUACUUAACAAAAGACUUACGGUCAAAGAAUCCCAGCAUGAGGAGUUGCAGAGGGUGCGUCAGGACAUAGCGCGUUGCUUCGAGGAAGUCACCUGCUUCCUCAUGCCUUACCCUGGGAGGAAAGUAUCCACUGACCCGGAUUUCACUGGAAAGCUGUCAGAUAUAGACCCAGAGUUCCAGAAGGCACUCCAGCAGUUGGUACCUAUGCUGCUGCAGCCCAGCAGGCUGGUCACCAAGAAGAUCGCGGGACAGACGGUGAAGGCGCGGGACUUGCUCAACUACUUCAAGAGUUAUGUGGAUGUCUUCAACAGCGAGGAGCUGCCGCAUCCCAUGACUAUACUGCAGGCGACAGCGGAAGCCAACAACACUUCAGCAUCAGCGGAAGCGAGGAACGUGUAUGAGACCCUCAUGGAAGAGAUCUGUGGUGGGGCGAAGCCCUACCUGCCGCAGGACGCACUAGACAUGGAGCACCGGAAGUGCCUCAACAAAGCGCUGCAUGCCUUUGACAGUAAGAAGAAGAUGGGAGGCGAUGACAUGGCUGCCAAGUAUAAGGAACUGCUUGUAAAGGAUAUCGAAGACCUAUACGUCCAACUAUCAGCCCACAACGAGGGCAAGAACUUAUACCGCAUGUUCAGCACGCCGGCGGUGUUCGCGGCGCUGUUCCUGCUGGGCUACCUGCUGACCGUGCUCGGCAACACCUUCGGGGUGCAGACCCUGGUGGCUGUGGGGCAGGCUGUGACUGUGGCCGCUGCUGGCAUGCUGGCCGCUUGGGGUUAUACCAGAAUGACAGGCAAUCUGAGAGAAGUUGGCAUGCAGCUUGAUGACAUCGCCAAUAAGAUUCGAUCCUUUGUGGUGAGACGAGCAGAGCCAUCGCUAAAGGAAUCAUAACAACGUGUCGCCAUCACCAGAUUACGAGUGAAUUGUUAUGUCUACAAUUAUAAACUGGUCAUUUAUUUAGUGAUGGCACUUACUUCUUAAGUCUUAAAUCGACCCUGAAAUUUUACCUUUACAAUUUUUUCCCCGUCGAGGGGAAAUUAUUUCCUGAACCGCAUAAAAACCUUUAGCUCAAUCGGUAAAUAAAGAGUCCUCCAAGUAGGUGCCAUAGCUAAAAUAUAGAUUUAACUACUUAAGUUUUAGUUAUAAAAGUCAGAAUAGCUUGUAAUAAACAUUCUAAUGUAAAUAAUUAUAUUGGACAUGUGACGGAUUUGCGUACAAACACUGACCACUGAAUAGACACAAGCUUUUCUGUUGUUACCAAGAGUGUUCAAUUUGAAUAAAUGUAAACAUUUCUGGCAAUAGAAAUCACUGAAUAUUCAAUGUUAUACAUUUAAUUUGAAAAUCUAUUUUUAGUAUAAGACGUAUGCCUAUUGUUAACGGUGUACAUUUGCUAUGAUAAUAAUAUAAUCUCGAAAUAAAAUGCCACAAAUAAAUAAAAUUGCUAGGCAUGUAUUGGUCUGAUAAAUUGAUAAAUUAUGUAGGAUGAGCCUCAUAUAAACUGAUGAUAU
Helicoverpa zea (corn earworm) is the source of this 2241-nucleotide messenger RNA. RefSeq names its product atlastin-like. Lineage: Eukaryota; Metazoa; Arthropoda; Insecta; Lepidoptera; Noctuidae. Bases 95 to 1624 code for a protein of 509 amino acids. The record is from RefSeq and is a predicted model, not a curated record. The transcript has 11 exons. Gene Ontology annotation, molecular function: GTPase activity; GTP binding. Gene Ontology annotation, biological process: protein homooligomerization; endoplasmic reticulum organization.